GCGUCAGCCCUCCCCCGCCUCCCGCAGUUCCGCUCGCCUUUCCUCUUCGACCGCUGAUUCCGUUCUGUCCCACUCCCCCCACCUCGCCGUCGCCCUGUCCGCCCUCGUGUACAGGACUAGUGGACUACAGUGUUGGUUUGAAGAGGCGUCGUUCAUAAUACUGAAGCUAUGGAGGAUUCUGUACAAGUUGCAUGUGUAAUAUCAAAUGCUACAGAUGCUGCAUUUCAGAUUUACUCCUUGAGGCGAUCGGCGUAUGCUGCUGUGCUGAGAGCAUUCUGUGCUCAGUCAGACGUUCUCUCAAUGGGCAAAGAAAGAUGUCUCACUGAACUUAGAAAUGAGCUUAAAAUAUUGCAGACGGAACAUGCAGAAUGUCUUGUGAAAGCCAGAUCAAAUAAGCAAAUCAAGUCUUUCAGUGCCAGCUUGCACUCCAAAAGAAACACUUGCAGUACUGAAGUUAUAAAGGAUUUUCCAGAUCUUCAAUGCGUCCUACCAGAUACCCGAGAUACUGUGUUUCAGAUUCACUGCUUGGAGCGAUCAGCAUAUGCAGCAGUGUUAAGAGCUUUCUGUGCUGUGACAAACCACCUCUCAUUGUUACAGGUCAAGAUUCUAUCUGAACUAAAAAAUGAACUUAGAAUAUCGCAUGGUGAAUAUAAAGAAAUUCUUAUGAAAGCCAGUGUAAAUGAGCAUAUCAAGUCUUUGAGGAAAUUUAGUUUGGCAAAGCUAUCUGUUGUUACAAAGAACGAUCCUGCUUUUGAUGUGCAUGCUAUGCUUCAUGACAAGAUUGGCUCAACUGGUGAGGUUUGCACUUCAUCCACAAGCUGCCUCAGUUUGAUACAGCAAUCACCAAUAUCAGAGAAUUCAAUGUCCUCCACAAGAGACAUUGGGUUAUCAGAUAGCUCUAAUGGAGCCAAAGAAGGACCUAAUUUUGAAUCCCGCACAGUGGUGUCUGCUAAAAGGUUGAAAACUGUGAAUGGGCAUGCACCAGCGUACUUAAAAUGUGGCCCUUCCAAUCAGUUACCUGUGGAAGUUUGUGCGAUGAUGGUGAACGGUUGCACUGCUGAUACACUUGAUUGUGAGACGUUAUGCUGUCAAGUGAAGUCUGGAUGCGUUUCAUCUCCCAUUUUUCAAGAAAAGCACAGCCGAUUGAAUGCUGGUCAAAGUUCUUUAAGUGUUGACCAUGCUAGGAAAGAAUCAGAGAAAAUGAAAUCUGAAGCGCCUGAGAUGAGUGUAUCUGAGAGUCUGGGUGUUGUGGACAGGAAGUAUGAGAUUGAGUACCAGAAGGCUAAGAAUAAGGACUCAGAUUUAGAACAUGGUUCUGAAAUAAUUAAGCUUUGCCUAACUGCUAGCCUUCUAAAUAAGGUUGAAAGGAUAUUUAAAGAAAAUCCAGAUUCAGCUAAUUUAGAGAAAGCAAAACUGACACUUAAAGACCAAGAAAAGGACCUUUUGGAUGCACUUGCUAAGCUUUCUGAAGUAGCAUAUGAUGUUGUUUAUUUCGGUGCUGACCACAACCAUCGGCCGGUCAACCUCAAAAAGCACGACGAUGGCAAGAGCACCGAGGCGGUGCUGCCGAAGCUUGUGAGUUCAAGCGACGAGACGUCGCCUGAGACUAGACUGGGAGACUGUGGAACAGAAAACAAGGUAAAGAUCCUAAUGGCCGUGGGGCCGGCCUCCGCGCCGCUGGCGGCGCCACGCAAGAAGCGGGUCUGGACCAAACUCACGGCAGAACAGAAGGAGCGGAUGCUGGAGUUCGCGCAGCGUUUUAGGUGGCGCGUCCAUAAGGCCGGCGCGGAAGCUGUCGACGCCUUCUGCGCCCAAAUCGGCGUCACCCAGCGCGUCUUUAAGAACUGGAUUAACAACAACAGGCACCUCGCCAAGAUCCCACCCUCGGCCCUGCCGUCGCACCACCAAGACCACCCGGCCGCCACAGCGCAGGGGUCGAUGACUGAAGAAGGCAAGUCUCUUGAAGCUGAAGUUGAUGUAUCUGCUGAUGGCGGUAAGGAUGGCGAGAAUGAAGUUUCUGAUCCGAUCUGAAAUAGUAGUAAUUCAACGAGGAAUGGCCCAUCGGGCCAGAAAGCCUAACAAGCGCUGCGGUGGGCCAGAAUGGAUUAGCAUUUAGCAAGCAGCCCAGACCCAGUACGUGUGCCCGGAGAGAUAGCUGGAGCUGCAAAGGAGUGAAGAGUACCACUAAAAUAAAGUAAAGAGGAAGAGGAAGCUCGAACGAGCAGAGGAGAGCUGAGCCGUCUCCACGACUCCACAUCAAUAUAGUUACCCUAUAUAUACAAUUCAGGAUUCUGUGUCUGAGCAAUAUAAGGAGGCACUGUUAUAUAUAAGUAUACUCCCAUCUUUUGUCC
Zea mays is the source of this 2351-nucleotide messenger RNA. RefSeq lists its product as uncharacterized. The transcript is spliced from 11 exons. Gene Ontology annotation, biological process: defense response to fungus. The coding region runs from base 169 to 2031 and encodes 620 amino acids. NCBI's taxonomy places the organism in Eukaryota, Viridiplantae, Streptophyta, Magnoliopsida, Poales, Poaceae. The record is from RefSeq and is a predicted model, not a curated record.